Messenger RNA from Aspergillus melleus, 1053 nucleotides. RefSeq lists its product as uncharacterized. The coding region runs from base 1 to 1053 and encodes 350 amino acids. The transcript is spliced from 2 exons. The record is from RefSeq and is a predicted model, not a curated record. NCBI's taxonomy places the organism in Eukaryota, Fungi, Ascomycota, Eurotiomycetes, Eurotiales, Aspergillaceae.
AUGAAGAACUCAAUCCCAUCGGACGUGUGGGAGAGAAAGAAGGCGAUGAUUGCGAAACUGUACAAAGAUGAGGAGUGGCCUCUAAAGCAAGUCAUCAAGAAGAUUCGCUCGGAUGAUUUCAACCCAAGUGAAACACAACUGCGGAGCAGAUUAAAGAAAUGGCGUGUUACCAAACCAUCCCGCCAGACGCGCAAGAAGUCUUCGGAUGACCAACAAGAGGCCUCGGGCAACGAUGGCAGUCAACGGGGUCAAUCGUCUUCGGUAUCACCCAAGACCAAGUCGCGUCCUAUGCAACAUUCCACUGCCCAUGUGUCUGCCUCCGAGCCCGAGUGGUUUCUCAGCAAUGGUAUCUAUUCUCGUCAUGAAGGACCGCAUGCCACGGCGUCAUUUGACGGCCGCUCCUCGACCAGCUCUCCAUCGGUGGCAGUCUUAUCUGGGUCAAAUCCCUACGAUCCGUCACAUGCGUCGCCGCUCGUGGACGGUGUUUUACUCGACCCGUCUAUGACAUCUCCGUUCCAUGAACCUUCAUAUACUGUCACCACCGAUUGCAUGCAACCACCAGUGUCAACAACGGCACCUGUGCAGUGGUCGCUUCCUCAAUGGUACUCCAUGGCUCUGGAAGCCGGGACCCAACAUCCGUCGAUGCCAUUUUUUACUACGGCGCCUUUGAGUCCGCCGAUCGACCAUGCAUUAAUGAUGCCGCAGCAUCCCCAUGGGGUCUACCCCCAGUCUCCUCGAGCUUCCAGCUUCUCUACGCAGCAUAUGCCUAAUUACCACGACGAUGCGAAGUCCUGGCAACGCGCCGUCUCUGUCCCAUACAUUCCGGAUGCCGCGGGCGGCCAUCCGAAAAUGGACCCCAAGGGCAGACAGCACACCCCUCUGGAGGGGAAGACGCCGCUGCCUUCCAAAGCAUCCAGCCAGCCUCCGGUUGGUCUGAUGACUCCUCCUUCCCCUUUCUACUCUAAUGGCCAGCACCCCGUUAUGUGUGCUCCUAUGUAUCAUUACCCAGGCCCCGAGCCCCUUGUACACAAGCCGUCGAGUAUCGAUUUCUAG